GUACGUCGAUCUGGCGUUGUAUGUCUCCAUUUUCUGGCUGCUGCUCCGAAAGAGCGUCUUCGGGAAGGGCUCGGCACAGAUCAUCCACAACCUGUUUUUCCAGAUGGUCAGCAGCCGGGACAAGGACAGCCUGAACUAUGUGAUCAGCGCCGUCAGCAUGGGGGCCCUGAUGGAGGUGGCCAGCUGGCGCACUGUGCGGAUGAUCACGGGCCAGGCGGUGGACAUGGCGCUGCUGAGCAACCAGAGCAAGACCAUCCUCGUCGACGCUCUGCAGAAGAAGGGCCUGAGGUCACCGCGGCCCCCCCAGGUGCUGCACAUCAUCGAGAGUUUCAAGGGCGACGAGCUCACGCAGUUCAAGAAUGCCAUCGAUGAAGGAGGCGACUACUUCAACUUGUACAAGCUGGUGUACAAGGACGUCGUGGACGCGCAGAUCCGCGAGGAGAUCCUCCGCCACUUCGUCGUCGAGGCCCGCGCCGCUCGGAGCCAGCACGGCGGCGGCGUGGGCGUCAAGGUCCUGAGCGACGUGGACGACACCCUCUACAGCAGCGGCGGCAAGUUCCCCGCAGGCUGCGACGACCGGUUCCCUAAGCACGCGAUCUAUCCGGGCUGCCUGAGCCUGUUUCGGAUCCUGGACCGCACGCACUCCACUGGGCUGCCCUCCUGCAACCUGGUCUUCCUCUCGGCGAGGCCGCACGUGUUCAAGGACUAUGCCGAGGAUCGGACGUACCAGCUGUUCAACAAGCUUGUGGAGAAGGGUCAGAUGCACUGUCCAGCCAGUGGCUCCCUGGUGCAGGCCCCAAGGCCUAACGCGGACGCCGAGGUAGCCGCAGCCAAAGCGGCCGUGAUGGCCCUCAGGCGCUUCAGUAGCAAAGCCGACCUCAACGCCGCAGCUGGCGCUUGGUACGACCGCGUGCGCAGUCUUGUCGGUGACUCCACCGAUGGCCGCGUUUCGAUGCAAACCGUCCUUGCCGCGAAUUGUAUGUCGACCUCGGACCUCUACGACUGCGUGCAGGCACUGGGGGUGCAGAUAGUUGCAACCCCGCGAAAGUCCCGGUGCGCGCCCGCGCGCGUCACCCUCGACCCCUCGGCCUUCCCUACCCACUCGGCCUUCAGAGAGGCGGCUGCCGCGGAACGUCGCAAGGCUGGUCAUCGUUACCUUGAUUUGCGUGCAAUGACUGCGGGCGCGGCCGAGCGCUUCCUGUCUGGUUUCUUCAAGCCGCCCUCAGCUUUCAGCGUCCAGCUGGUGGGCCCAGCCGCAGGGCGCGCCCUCAGCCCCAGCAGCAUGAUUGACUUUAUUCCUGGUGGCCUUUUUGCCAGAACCCAGAACGAUUUCCCGCAGAAUCUUGAAGACAGGGGCGACCUGGCGCGUGCUGUUUCCACUGUCCGGCAGUCCGGCGCGGGCGCGGGGAUCACUUGCCCGCCACUACCGUGCGCCGAACGUGAAGUAGAGGCAGCGCUUGCGUUGCUGAAGCCUGGUAAGCGCACGGUGCCUCUGUGCAACGCGGCGUUGCGAGCCAAGAUUGAGGAGGGCUUCCGCUUGACAAGGGCCUUGCUAAAUCUCGGCCGUGCGCUCUGUGUCACAGCCCGGCUUUGGCCCCUUAGGCAUUUCGCGCCUAUCCGCAAGUCUAGGCCGGCAUCGGUGCGAAGAGUGUCCUCGUUGCGCCCAAUUAGUUUCACUUCCGACGUGGCUUCGGUCCUAGACGCUGCUUGGAUCGCGCGUGACGGAGCCAAGAUCGAGGCCUACUGCGGGCCCGCUCAGCAAGGGGGGGUCGGGGACCCAGUUUCCCUCGUGUUCGCACUCACUUUGCACGCGCAGUUACGUGGCGCGCAAGAUCUACCCACUUGGUUUGCCGUGGCCGACAACAAGUGA
Prorocentrum cordatum is the source of this 1870-nucleotide messenger RNA. The record is from the annotation of a GenBank genome assembly. NCBI's taxonomy places the organism in Eukaryota, Dinophyceae, Prorocentrales, Prorocentraceae.